AUGUUCACCGUCUGUAAGUCAUAUUUAUGUACAAGAGUAUUUUUGUUGGUCCAGGUAAGUGGUUUGUAUUUCUUUUUUUAUUUUUUGUUGACAUAUAUUUUGGUAUUAUUUCACCAGGUAUGUAUUGAGUCAUUUUUACGUACAAUAGUACUUUUGCAGGUCCAGGUAAGUGGUUUGUAUUUCUUUUUUUAUUUUUUGUUGACAUAUAUUUUGGUAUUAUUUCACCAGGUAUGUAUUGAGUCAUUUUUACGUACAAUAGUACUUUUGCAGGUCCAGGUAAGUGGUUUGUAUUUCUUUUUUUAUUUUUUGUUGACAUAUAUUUUGGUAUUAUUUCACCAGGUAUGUAUUGAGUCAUUUUUACGUACAAUAGUACUUUUGCAGGUCCAGGUAAGUGGUUUGUAUUUCUUUUUUUAUUUUUUGUUGACAUAUAUUUUGGUAUUAUUUCACCAGGUAUGUAUUGAGUCAUUUUUACGUACAAUAGUACUUUUGCAGGUCCAGGUAAGUGGUUUGUAUUUCUUUUUUUAUUUUUUGUUGACAUAUAUUUUGGUAUUAUUUCACCAGGUAUGUAUUGAGUCAUUUUUACGUACAAUAGUACUUUUGCAGGUCCAGGUAAGUGGUUUGUAUUUCUUUUUUUAUUUUUUGUUGACAUAUAUUUUGGUAUUAUUUCACCAGGUAUGUAUUGAGUCAUUUUUACGUACAAUAGUACUUUUGCAGGUCCAGGUAAGUGGUUUGUAUUUCUUUUUUUAUUUUUUGUUGACAUAUAUUUUGGUAUUAUUUCACCAGGUAUGUAUUGAGUCAUUUUUACGUACAAUAGUACUUUUGCAGGUCCAGGUAAGUGGUUUGUAUUUCUUUUUUUAUUUUUUGUUGACAUAUAUUUUGGUAUUAUUUCACCAGGUAUGUAUUGAGUCAUUUUUACGUACAAUAGUACUUUUGCAGGUCCAGGUAAGUGGUUUGUAUUUUGGGUAAGUAUUUCUUGUAGACAUAUGUUUGUAUAAAUUGUUUUUGUAAUUUGUUUCUUUUUAGAAAUCGGGUUGCUGAGCGACGGUGAUGUUGGGGGGGGAGGCACUGGCGUGUUAGGUAAGGGUUUGUCCUUUGCCCAGCUCUCCGGGUCAGAGGGGGGGACCCA
Messenger RNA from Alosa sapidissima (American shad), 1126 nucleotides. RefSeq lists its product as uncharacterized. Bases 1 to 966 code for a protein of 321 amino acids. NCBI's taxonomy places the organism in Eukaryota, Metazoa, Chordata, Actinopteri, Clupeiformes, Clupeidae. The transcript is spliced from 9 exons. The record is from RefSeq and is a predicted model, not a curated record.